CAUAGAAUCUACGAUAGACUACCAGGCGGCAACAUGAAGUCUAGUUCCCUCCGUGUCCUCCUCGUUGUGGCCCUGGUCGGACUGCUCGUAUGCCAGGCGGACGCAUGCCCGAGCCCGGGACAAGCCCUGCCCGGCGCACAGACCACCUGGGACGGCACCUUCCAGUUCGAGUGUCCGGGGAACCAGGUGAUCAGGCGCAUCAGCAGCGUCCACUGCGGGCGUACGGAGGACAGGGUCUGGAAGUUCGGCUGCGGCUCGGUCCUGGGGCUGUCCAGGUUCGACGAGGAGUUUUGGUCCGAGUGGAUCAACGACUACGACGGCGUGAUGAACUUCGAGUGCCCGUUCAACGCGCUCGUCACCGGGUUCAGGAGCGAGCACAGCAACCGCUAUGAGGACCGCCGAUGGAACGUGAAGUGCUCUCGAAAGUACAACAUGGUGACCUUCAACUGCGCCCUGUCGCCCUACGCGAACAGCUUCGACGACAGGAUGAACUACGCUGUCUCUAGCGGCUACUACCUUCGGGGCAUGCAUGGCGACCACAGCAACUACUAUGAAGACCGGCGCUACAAGUUCAACGCGUGCAGGAUACGCCUGUAAAUGUAAAAUCAUUCGGAUACUGAAGCCCCACUUGGGAUGGGAAUACUAGCCUCUACCAGGCACCGCGGAUCGCUGGGAAAAUAGUAGAAAUUGGCCGAAAUAAAGGGAUAGUAUACCAGAGAAGAUCUUCGUGCUGUACUCGAUUUACGUGCUGUACUCGAGUCCGAAACAAAAUUAAAGUUUCUUGUUUCAUUCA
Messenger RNA from Branchiostoma belcheri (Belcher's lancelet), 793 nucleotides. Its product is annotated as hemagglutinin/amebocyte aggregation factor-like. The coding region runs from base 34 to 597 and encodes 187 amino acids. The record is from RefSeq and is a predicted model, not a curated record. Gene Ontology annotation, biological process: collagen fibril organization. The transcript is spliced from 4 exons. Gene Ontology annotation, molecular function: extracellular matrix structural constituent. NCBI's taxonomy places the organism in Eukaryota, Metazoa, Chordata, Leptocardii, Amphioxiformes, Branchiostomatidae. Gene Ontology annotation, cellular component: extracellular matrix.